AUGAAUAAUAACUGGUUAUUAGGGUUCCCCCUUUCAGCUCAACAAGUACUCCAACAACAUCAGCAGUCACAAAAUGAUAAUUCAGUCCCCGGCCAUCAUGAUAAUAAUCACUUGGGUGUAAAUUUCAACGGCUCUGAUCAAAUCUCAGUUGUUACACCUGCAGGUGGUGCACAAAUCUAUGCUACUACUGUUGAUGAAUCAUCAUCAACAUCAUCAUGUUUCGAUCAUCAUCUGAUUCCUUGUCUGAAAAACCAACUCCCACCACCAAACCCUCAUUUUCCCUUUUGCCAACCUUUCAACAACACUAAUUCUCAUCACUCUCAAGAUUGGAAUAUGAAUUCUGUAUCAUGCAGCAGUAGCAGCAGCCACAACUACUUAGAUAAUAGUAGUAAUAAUAAUAAUAAUCAAAACAGCAGUCCGAAACUCGAAAAUUUUCUAGGGUUUGGUGGCCACUCUUUCGCCGACCAGCUUCAACAACACAAUAACCUAAUCUGCAACAACACUUGCACUAAUAUGUACGAACAAACUCAGGCCGCCCCCGCCGCCACAACUAAUAAUAAUAAUAGUAGUACCAUCGGCCUUUCCAUGAUCAAGAACUGGCUCAGAAACAACCCGGAGGCGGGCGGCAGCGGUGCGCAGACACUGUCGCUUUCCAUGAGCACGGGGUGCUCACAGUCACAGACGAGCUCUCCUUUGCCACUAGUUGUGGUCGGCAAUAAUAUUGCAGCAGCAGCGACGGAGAUCACGAGCUGUACAUCUGAAAGCAGCAAGGACGGUCAAAGUGGUGCAUUAUUGGAAUCAGUGCCUCGGAAAUCUGUAGAGACGUUCGGACAAAGGACCUCUAUUUACCGCGGUGUAACAAGGCAUAGAUGGACAGGCAGAUAUGAGGCACAUUUGUGGGAUAACACUUGUAGAAGAGAGGGUCAAACCCGUAAAGGAAGGCAAGUUUACUUGGGAGGUUAUGAUAAGGAAGACAAAGCAGCUCGAUCUUAUGAUUUAGCAGCACUCAAGUACUGGGGAACCACCACCACUACCAAUUUUCCGAUUAACAACUACGAGAAAGAAAUAGAGGAUAUGAAGCACAUGACAAGGCAGGAGUAUGUAGCAUCAUUAAGAAGGAAAAGCAGCGGAUUCUCCCGUGGGGCGUCGAUAUAUCGAGGAGUAACGAGACAUCACCAGCAUGGAAGAUGGCAAGCAAGGAUUGGUAGAGUUGCAGGGAACAAAGACCUUUACUUGGGAACUUUCAGCACUCAAGAAGAGGCAGCAGAAGCAUACGACAUAGCGGCCAUCAAAUUCCGAGGCCUAAAUGCCGUCACGAAUUUCGAAAUAAACCGAUAUGACGUCAAAAGCAUAAUGGAGAGCACUAAUUUACCAAUCGGAGGAGCUGCAAAAAGGUUAAAAGACGCUGAAAAUGCCGAGAAUAUGGCUCUGGAAUUGCACCGUGCUAGUUAUAACGACGGGAAUGGGAAUGGGAAUGGGAAUACCAAUGCCUGGCCUACCAUUGCAUUCCAGCAAGCAAUAUACCCUUAUAAUUCCCAUCAAAGAUUAUGGUGCAAACAAGAGCAAGAUAAUAAUCUUAAUAAUAAUAAUCAAGAGAUGAUUAGUCAUGGUAAUUUUAGUGAAAUUAAUCAUCAGCUUCAACUGGGGAACAACAACACACAGAAUUUCUUGCAGCCUUCUCUUCUGAUGCACAAUGUAAUGGAGCAGAGCUCGGUUUCUAAUGCCGGAGUUUAUGGAAAUAGUGAUUCCGGAGAUGAUCGUGGGAAUGGAUUUGCGAUGCCGAUGAUGGGGACUGUGAUUGUUCAAGAUGACGGUAAUGAUUAUGUGGGGAAUAUUCAUGAGGGCAUGUUUGGAUCAAUGACAACGACGGCAGAUGCCAGUUAUCAACAACAUGCACGGAAUUAUUUGUAUUAUCAUCAACAAUCUCAGGAAUCGUCGUCGAAUAAUAACUGUGACAGCUGGAAUCAUAGUAUUCCUAUUGCUGUUCCAACUCUUGCAGCGAGGAAUAUCAACAAUGUGGAUUCGUGUAAUGGAGCUUCGACUUUUACUGUGUGGAACGAUACGUAAAAUUUGCAAAAUUAAUCAAGAGGAAUUAUUAAUGCCAC
Molecule: messenger RNA, 2105 nt
Organism: Erythranthe guttata (spotted monkey flower)
Lineage: Eukaryota; Viridiplantae; Streptophyta; Magnoliopsida; Lamiales; Phrymaceae
Source: RefSeq, a predicted model, not a curated record